Sitophilus oryzae (rice weevil) is the source of this 1525-nucleotide messenger RNA. Its product is annotated as EP300-interacting inhibitor of differentiation 3-like. Bases 222 to 1145 code for a protein of 307 amino acids. Lineage: Eukaryota; Metazoa; Arthropoda; Insecta; Coleoptera; Curculionidae. Gene Ontology annotation, biological process: DNA repair. The transcript has 5 exons. The record is from RefSeq and is a predicted model, not a curated record. Gene Ontology annotation, cellular component: nucleus; Smc5-Smc6 complex.
CUUGCUUGACAAAUUCUGAAUUCUGAACAAAUGCAGUUUUGGCGGGUUCUUUACAGAGAUUACACAAAAUUUGUAAACAAUAAACAAAUCAGAUAAAAAGAAAAUACAAUAAAUUGAGUAACUCCUUUUAAUCUUUUAUCAUUUAUGGGCGUUACACGAUUAGUAUUAAAGAAGAGAUAGUUUAAUUCAUUGCAUAUAAUUCUAAAAAUCAAACCCAUACAAUGGAAAUAUAUGACCAAGAAAAUAUUGUAAGGAAAAGGUCUGUUCUAGAAAGAAAAUUGUACUAUAGGGAUCUAUUAAACAAAGCAGAGACAAUUAAGGAAAGUGAUACCCUGGGUAUCCAAACAGUAUCUGAUAUCGGAGAUAUUCUCAGCCAAGCUAAUAUAUUAAAUUCUGAGGUCGAUAUAGAGGAACGCGUAGGCAAUGCAGAUGAAACGUUAUUAGAUUGUUUAGUUGUGUCUUCAGCAAGUGGGAUUUUGAUGAAAUGGAUUGAAGCAGUUGAUGUGUUUGCUGCAACCUAUGAUUCUACAGAGUUUGUUGGAAAAAUUAUUUCUCAUGUAAAACAAGAUGAUAAUGAUGGGAUGAAAGCAGAGGAUAUCCUGAAACUUUUAGACCAUGCAAGAGAAAUUAUACCAAACGUACCCAAAUACAAUUCAAUAUAUGGUUCAUACAAUUUAGAUAAUCUACCAGAACGAAAGGAAAAGGUUAAAAAACAGAGAGCCCCUAAAGAGAGAUUAGAGAAAAAGGAACCUGAAAAAAUAGUGAAUUUAGAUAAAGAAGAAGAAGGGAUAGAAGAAAUUGUUAAAUUUUUGUUUGAAGUUUUAGUGGAGGCUUAUUCAAAGAAUAAUGAAAGCCCUGUUAAUUAUUACGACUAUAUUAUUGAUACGGAUAGUUACAGCAAAACUAUAGAAAACAUGUUUUAUUUCGCUUUCUUAGUUCGUGAUGGGAAAGCUCAUUUUGACUUGGAUAAUUCUGGCACACCUUUGAUAAGACCUAUGAGUAAAAAAGAGUUAAAAUUAUUUAGGGACAAAGGUGGAAAAAAUACUCAAAUAAUUUCGUGUAUAAAUAUGGACUUGUAUAAUAAAUACAAUAAGGAAGGCUUAUUACAGAAGCAUAGAAAAAAACAUAAAUUGUCACAGAAAUAAUUGAUUUUGAAGUAAAGUGAAAGUUAUCCCACUGUGGUAAAUCUGAGCCAACCAUUAUUUAAGCAUAGUUAGAUAACAAAGAAAAUAUAUUUCACAAAGUGUUUCUUAUAAAUUGAACCCUAUCCAAAAUUUCUCAAAAAAAAAUGUUUUAACUUACCUAGUUAUUAUUUUUUAUAGUUAUACUCUUGAAAUAUAGUUUUUCUGUUAUAACUAUUUAAUGGUAUACUUGGUUAUACUGUUUUUCUUUGUAUUUAGCAUGUAAGUUAUGUAAUGUUAAUGUUGUCGACCUGUUGAAAAUGUUUUGUAUAUUUUAUAAAUAAUACUAUUUUUAUAUGUACCUAUAUCACAAAUAAAAUAAUAAAAAAAGACAAACGUAAAGG